Paramecium tetraurelia is the source of this 2838-nucleotide messenger RNA. RefSeq lists its product as uncharacterized. Gene Ontology annotation, molecular function: voltage-gated potassium channel activity. The transcript is spliced from 6 exons. Gene Ontology annotation, biological process: potassium ion transmembrane transport; regulation of membrane potential. The record is from RefSeq and is a predicted model, not a curated record. NCBI's taxonomy places the organism in Eukaryota, Ciliophora, Oligohymenophorea, Peniculida, Parameciidae. Gene Ontology annotation, cellular component: membrane.
AUGUUACCACUUAGUUAAAAUGACUUCCCUUUAUAAAGUCAAAAUCUUGACUUCCCUUUAUAAAGUCCAAAUCUUGCGAAUUCAAUGGUACUGAUAAGCAAAAGAAAUCUCCAUAAUGAGGAGGAUGAAUUUUUAACCAAUUUUAAAACCAAGCAAUCCUAAUUUAACAUGCUUGAAAAAAUAAAGAUAUCUCGAGAGGCUAGCGAUUAAAGCAUUGCUUCUUAAGAGGAGUCUGAUGAGUUUAAUAAUUAAUUAGGCUUUAAAAACAGGAUAUGGAAAGACAGAGCCCUUAAUAUAAUAGUUCUUGUAGCCAGAUUUGUGACUUACCUAUUAACUAAUUCUGAUAAAUUUAAAUUAAGAUAUCUAGAUCAUCGGCAAUUCAAAGUUAUUGGGGAUAAAGCAGCCGACUUCAAUUUUUACUUGACCCACAAAUUAAUAAGAGCUAGAGAAAAGGAAGGAUCAUGGUAAGCAUUGCAAACAAAAUUUAAAAUGUAUAUGGGUUUCUUGCGAGUUUUUUCCUCGAUUAUUAAGCCAAUCAAACCAGAUAAUAUACUAAAGUUAUAAUGGGAUGUUGUGGUAUUUUUAAUUCUUUUGAUAAACAUAUUAUAUAUUCCACUUAAGAUAUCAUUUGAUAUAAUUGUGGUUGAUGGUGUAGAUUUUUUUCUUGACACUUUGCCUUAGUAUGUAUUUGUAUUUGAAAUUUUAUUGAACUUCAAUGUGGCAUAUUAUUCAAGAGGAGUGCUUGUUUUGAAUCGAGGAUAAAUAUUUAAACAUUAUUUAAAAGGAAAAUUUAUUCUAGACUUUAUUGUUGUAAUCCCUUUUGUGAUUGGUCGAUAAAAUAUUCCUUAUAUAGAAUUUGUGCUAUUAUUUAGAGUUUCAAGAGUUAUGCAUAUUUUUGAAAAUAUUGUUGAAACACUUAAUCUUAGAGUUAAUUUUGCAUCUGCAGUAGAUAUUGUAUCACUACUGUCAACUUUUUUGUUUGCAUCUCAUAUCAUAGCCUGUUUUUGGCAUUUUAUUGCCAUACAAGAAUCGGAGUUCGAAAACAAUACUUGGAUAUAGAGAGCUUAAUUAUCAGAGGAGAAUUGGAAGGUUAGAUAUCUUACAAGUUUUUACUGGGCAUGUAUUACAACCUUAACAAUCGGAUAUGGAGAUAUAAUACCAGUAACCAAGUAUGAAAAAGUAUUUGUCAUCUUUGUUACAUUAUUGAGUUCAAUCAUCUUUGGUUACACCAUUUCUAGUAUUGGAUCUAUUUUUGCUUAAAUGAGUGAAAACAAAAAUUAUCUGAGAGAUAGAAUGACAAUGAUCGACUCUUUUCUUAAAAAGAGAGGCUUAAACAAGGAUUUAUAAGUUAAAGUAAAGAAGUUCUUUGAAUAUUACCUAAAAUAAGAAAGAGAUACGGAGUCAGAAUGCGAAAAAUUAAUGGUUCAUCUAUCAGGAAAUCUUAACAAAGAGGUUAAAAUAGACUUUUAUAAGAAUUUGUUACAGAAUUCCAAAUUAAUUAGAUAGAAUUUUUCUCAACAAUUUAUAGAAAAAUUAUGCAUUUUGGUUAAGGAAUAGACCUUUGUACCUGAAGAAACCAUAUCUAUUGAAGGAUAAAAAGUUGACCGAAUCUACUUCAUUCUAAAAGGAGAGGUUGAAGCUUAUAUUAGCAACCAUAAAAUUAUUAAAGUAUACCAGAGAAAUUAAGCUAUCGAUGAGAAAUCGUUUAUUUCUUAACAUCCUGCUUUGUUUUCAACAAGAGCUGUCAAAUUUUCAAAAUUAGCCUACAUUACAUACGAAGAUCUUCAAGAAUUGUUAAAAUAUAAUCAAAAGGAUCGAGAGCAUUUUUAUUAUGUUAAACAUUAGAUUGAAUUUAAUGGAAGAGUGAAAAUGGGAGGAUGUGAAUUGUGUCGUUAAAAUCAUACAUUUACUAGAUGCCCUUUUGUAUUUUAUACACCUAAUUGCUUAAGAUUAUUUAAAAAAAAUGAUCAUGAUGAAAAAUAAAAAAGAACCUUUAAAUUAAGGAGAAAUGAGAAAAUACAUAAUAACACCUUUGGUUCAUUGAGAAAUCUAUAAUCCUUGGUUUUCAAUUUCUGUGCAGCUCAAGGAUUCCUCAAUGAAAUAGGACUUAAUUCUGAAUUUAUUAUUUCCAACAGAUUCCAUAUGCAAUAAGAUUCAGCUUAAGAAGAAUAAGAACCGAGUGAAUCAAUCUCAUAAAAUGAAUCAGAUAAAAAGAUUCGUUCAUAAAAUCUAUUAUUAUUCAAAAGAGAUUCUAAAAGAAAGGAUUCAGAUAUCAAUAAUAAAGAGGAAAAAUCAAGUAGAUCAAAAAAAAGAAGACCAACUAAAAUAUCUAUCUAAAAAGCCUAUUAAUACAAAAAUUUAGGAUCACAAGAUAGAGAUACAACUCCUUUAGAAAGAAAAAUUAAAUAAAGUGGUAAAAGAGGAACUAUUAUUAUAAAUUAAAUCAAAAUGGACUAAAGUUAAAAAAUGGAAGAAGAACAAAAUUUAUACUAAUCUCCUUUGAUAUUAACUUAGCAGCAAUCCCAAUAAUAAUAACAAUAAUAAUAAUAAUAACAAUAAUAAUAGUUAUAAUCAUACUCUUCAGAAUAAAAUAAAUUUUAUGAAAUAGACUAAGUUUUAUUAAUAGAAAUAGAAAUUUCUAGAUUGAUGGCUGCCAAAGAGUGUGAUAUUGAUGCCUAAACUGAAAUGGAGUUUUAUGAUACUGGAUUUAACUUAGAAUAGGUUGUUACCAAAUUAAAAAAGGCUACAAAAAUACCAAUAAAAUUAAAAAGAAGAAAAAUGAGAAAAUCAUUGGCGCGAUCUUAGUCCAUUCGCCAUAUUAGCCAAACAAGGCUGUGA